UCAUGAAAGUAAAAUCGUGAGCGCCAUCUCCACUACUUCCUCCCUAUUUAUAGCUUCAUCCAUUGCCAUUUUCUUCCUAAAAAAUUCUCUCUUCUCCAUAUCUCUGUUUCUCUUUGUUCUCUCGAUAAUUGUAUCAAAUCUCUGUAAUGGGUAGCGUUGAAAGAGAGAGAAGAAUAACCACAGGCUUUGCUGCAAGAGACCCAUCUGGGUUUCUCUCUCCUUACACUUACGAACUCAGGGAAACAGGGCCAGAAGAUGUUUACAUAAGAGUUAUAUGCUGUGGGCUUUGUCAUACUGAUGUUCAUCAAAUCAAAAAUGAUCUUGGAGUGUCCAAUUACCCCAUGGUUCCAGGGCAUGAAGUGGUUGGUGAAGUGAUGGAAAUUGGGGAGAAUGUGAAGAAAUUUAAAGUGAAGGAUAUUGUGGGAGUUGGAUGCAUAGUUGGAUCUUGUAAAACUUGUGAGAGAUGUGAAACUGAUAGGGAACAAUAUUGCAAUAACAAGAUUUGGACUAAUAAUGAUGUCUAUACCGACGGCCGCCCUACGCAAGGCGGCUUCGCCACCGCUAUGGUCGUCGACCAAAGGUUUGUGGUGAAAGUACCCGAUGGCAUGGCACCGGAGCAGGCAGCGGGGCUGCUAUGCGCAGGCGUGACAGCGUACAGUCCUCUGAACCAUUUUGGCCUAAACAAAAGUGGGCUAAGAGGAGGGAUCUUAGGGCUUGGAGGAAUAGGGCACAUGGGGGUGAAAUUGGCAAAGGCAUUGGGUCACCAUGUCACAGUCAUAAGCUCCUCCAACAAGAAGAGGGAAGAAGCUCUAGAGCAUCUCGGUGCCGACGACUACCUGGUUAGCUCCGACGAAGCUCGGAUGAAACAGGCCGUCGACUCUCUUGACUACAUCAUCGACACCGUCCCAGCCUUUCACCCUAUUGAGCUUUAUCUUUCGUUGCUCAAGCUCGAUGGCAAGUUGAUCUUGUUGGGCGUUAUUAAUAAACCUCUCCAGUUCGUCUCUCCCAUGGUCAUCCUUGGAAGGAAGACGAUCACGGGAAGUUUCAUCGGGAGCAUGAAGGAAACAGAGGAGAUUUUGGAACUUUUCAAAGAGAGAGAAUUGAGUUCAACGGUGGAAGUGGUGAAGAUGGAUUACAUAAACAAAGCCAUUGAAAGGUUGGAGAAGAAUGACGUUAGAUAUAGGUUUGUGGUGGAUGUUGAGGGAAGCAAGUUCUAAAUUAAAGAGAGAAUUAAAACAAUAAUCUUGGGGCUGCUUUUUAUUUCUUAAUGAUUAUAAUAUCCCUACUUUUUUGGUGAUAAUUAUAGAAAUUUGAAAUGUAUUAAUGUUGGUGUAUGAACUUAGAUAUGUGUUCUUUAAAAGUUUUGAAGUUAUGGAAUAUACCUUUUUAUAAAAGCCAACUUUAAAAGGCUAUAUAUUAUUGGGUCCUUAA
Cucumis sativus (cucumber) is the source of this 1431-nucleotide messenger RNA. RefSeq names its product cinnamyl alcohol dehydrogenase 1. Gene Ontology annotation, molecular function: zinc ion binding; cinnamyl-alcohol dehydrogenase activity. NCBI's taxonomy places the organism in Eukaryota, Viridiplantae, Streptophyta, Magnoliopsida, Cucurbitales, Cucurbitaceae. Bases 147 to 1217 code for a protein of 356 amino acids. The record is from RefSeq and is a predicted model, not a curated record. Gene Ontology annotation, biological process: lignin biosynthetic process. The transcript has 5 exons.